Molecule: messenger RNA, 928 nt
Organism: Callorhinchus milii (elephant shark)
Lineage: Eukaryota; Metazoa; Chordata; Chondrichthyes; Chimaeriformes; Callorhinchidae
Gene: mrpl22
Product: mitochondrial ribosomal protein L22
Biological process (GO): ribosome assembly; translation
Cellular component (GO): mitochondrial large ribosomal subunit; ribosome
Molecular function (GO): structural constituent of ribosome
Source: RefSeq, a predicted model, not a curated record
CUUCCUGAUAGGAUGCAAUGUUCUCCCUGUCUCGAGCUUCCACUUGGGUUCUGUGUUGCAGAGGAAGAGCUGGGAACGGAAAAACCAUAUCGUUUACCCACCUCAGCUCCCCCAUGAGCCACUUAGACCUGUGGAGGUCCACCACUGCAGGAGGCAGAUCAAGUACAGCAAAGACAAAAUGUGGUACCUGGCGAAAGUGAUCCGGGGGAUGACCAUCGAUCAGGCUGUGGCCCAGAUGGAAUUUCACGACAAAAAGGGAGCCAAAGUUAUAAAAGAGGUUCUGUUGGAGGCUCAGGAGAUGGCAGUGAGGAACCACAACCUGGAGUUCAGGUCUAACCUGUAUGUAGCCAGGUCUUUCUCUGGGAAGGGUCAGUACCUGAAGAGGAUCCGCUAUCACGGGCGGGGGAUGUGUGGGGUGAUGGACAAGGUUUACUGCCAUUACUUUGUGCAGCUGGUGGAGGGCAAACCCCCUCCUGAGGCCCAGAGAACCGGCUUCGACCAGGCCAAAGAGUACGUGCAGGGGCUUCGAAACCGCACCAUCAUCCACGCUCUGUAGCCACGGUUCCUCCCCGCCUCGGGCCCCACCCUCCUGAGUGUGGCCCCACCCAUUUGUGGUCAGAAACCCGCCCCCUCGUGAACACAGACACACCCCCUCAGGAGUCUGGUCCCACGCUCUUGAGAGUGUGGCUCCACCCCCUCGUGACUGCGGCCCCACUCCCUUGCAAGCCACGCACCGCACCCUUGUUAGAGAGCUCCGCCUCCUCAUGGGUAUGGCCCCACCCCCUUGCAAUCAUAGCCCCACCCCUUGCAAUCAGCCCCACCCCUUGCAAUCAUGGCCCCGCCCCUCCAUGCACAGUGCUGGUUGGGAGGACGGCACCACCUGUGUUGAACCUUAGGAGUUUGUAAUAAAAUCUUUUCUUGUCAGCAA